UUUUUGAUCCUGUCUUCUCUGAUCCUCCCCUUCUUCCAGUGUCCCCCUCAUAUCUCCAGAUACGGCAUAUUCUGUGGAGACACUCUACACAUGCUUAGUUUGGUUUGUAUUGCUAGAGAGGGUUCAUGUGAUCAGCACAGGGCCAGUCAGCACUGUCCAGACAGAGGUCAGGGGUUCUGCAUCCUCCUAGAGCAGAAAGAAACUCGUCCUACAAGCUUUACUCAGUGCUCUGCUGAAUACUGAUAGGAGUCACAAUACUGCUCUAACUGCUGAUGGAAAAAGGUAUUUAGCAGUUUAUAUUUACUAA
Staurois parvus is the source of this 307-nucleotide messenger RNA. The record is from the annotation of a GenBank genome assembly. NCBI's taxonomy places the organism in Eukaryota, Metazoa, Chordata, Amphibia, Anura, Ranidae.